Capronia epimyces CBS 606.96 is the source of this 552-nucleotide messenger RNA. RefSeq lists its product as uncharacterized. The record is from RefSeq and is a predicted model, not a curated record. The transcript has 2 exons. Bases 1 to 552 code for a protein of 183 amino acids. Lineage: Eukaryota; Fungi; Ascomycota; Eurotiomycetes; Chaetothyriales; Herpotrichiellaceae.
AUGAAGCUCUUCUCCAUUCUGUUGCCUCUCGCUCUUGUCAUGGCGGACGCUACUUCCGCGCUCUCCAACCGCGACGGCGGGGGCUGGAAGGACUGCCUUUCCCAGGGCGAAGCAGAAUCGAUUGUCAACCAGUAUAUCUCGAUUUUGACUCACACAAACGUCACAGCCGCCAAUGCCACAGCCCAGGCUGUGCUCGACAACAACUAUACCGAGAUCAGCGACUCGAUCCUGUCGCUCGAGGGUCAGCCACUCGGAACCGCAACCUUUGCUGGCAAGCAAGUGUAUAUCAAUGGUGUUCUCAAUGCGCCCCCGGUCCAGGGAGUCAACACACUCGAGAUCCUGGUUGCCGGCUGCACCAAGAUCAUUUGGUAUUGGCUCUUCACUGGAAUUGGCAGCGCACAGUAUGAGGUCAAGGGGUUUAACUUGUUCUCCAUCACCGAGGCGGGUCAGAUUGGCCAGGUGAACCUGGAGUUCAAUAGCAUUGCUUGGGGGCUUGAUACGGGAUAUCAAGUCAUCUUCCCUCCUGGGGGAGGUUCGCCGACUCGAAACUGA